This is a messenger RNA of Plasmodium malariae, 2406 nucleotides long. RefSeq names its product ATP-dependent helicase, putative. The record is from RefSeq and is a predicted model, not a curated record. Gene Ontology annotation, molecular function: ATP binding; RNA binding; helicase activity. Bases 1 to 2406 code for a protein of 801 amino acids. The transcript has a single exon. NCBI's taxonomy places the organism in Eukaryota, Apicomplexa, Aconoidasida, Haemosporida, Plasmodiidae.
AUGAAACCUUCAUUUUGUAGUAUUCUGAAUAAUGUUGGUAGAAAAUUAAAAAUUCAUAUCACUCUUUAUUUGUUGUUGUUUUGUAUACACUUACAUUUGCACAAGACAGAUAAAACAGUGAUAGUUAAGUUUAUUAACAAGAAUUUAUUUAUACAUCCAAAUAGCAGAUAUUCCUCCACUUUUAAGAAAAAUUUUAUUUUUAAAAGGCUGAAGGAUGAUGGUAAAAUAAAAAUGCAUGAAAAGGGAAACCCUCCUGGAAGUACUGAGGCCCCAGGUGCGGCUCUAAAUGUUCCCCUAAGAGUUAGGUCAAGGGCUGCAUUAUGUGCUUCUCGAAGUAACUGCACAACUAAUUCAUCAAGUACGUCCUCUAGCACGGAUUUAAAGGCUGUUGCCAAGGCGUAUCUUAGCCCGGAUGGGGAGGGGGAAGCGGAAAAAGAGGAAUAUUCAGAGGAGGAUGGUAAGGACGACGCCCUUACUGAUAUGAAUAAUAGCCCGGGUGGAGGGAAGGGAGAAGAUAAAUUUUCCGAAGUAGCAGAAAUAAACAAAAACAUUGUACAGUUUUUAGAAAACAAAGGAAUAAAAUAUAUGACGAAAAUUCAAGCGCAGAGUUUUAAGCCCAUAUAUGAGGGAAGGGACAUAAUUGGAAGAUCCGAAACAGGAUCAGGAAAAACGCUAGCCUUUGCCUUACCAUUAGUUGAAAAGUUAUAUAAAUUGAAAGGAGGGAAUAAUGGAAUGGCUGAACUGCAUGGCCGGUAUAAGGACUCAUAUAGAGUAGAGCAAUCAAAUGAGAACGGGAGCGGGAGCGGGAACAAGAACUACAGUGCGAAUGAAAAGUACAGUGCGAAUGAAAAGUACAGUGCGAAUGAAAAGUACAGUGCGAAUGAGAACUAUAGUGCGAGUGAGAAUAAGAACCCAUAUAUACUGGUUCUAGAACCCACCAGAGAGUUGUCAAAACAAGUUGAAAAUACGUUUAAGGAGAUUUCCCAGUUUUAUAAUUUUAAUAUUAUGUCCAUAUAUGGUGGUGAAAAUUAUACGUAUCAAGAAAAUAAAUUAAGAAGAGGAGUAGAAAUAUUGACGGGUACUCCUGGACGUAUUAUUGAUCAUAUAGAAAGAAAAAAUUUAUCUUUAGAAAAUAUAAAAUAUCUUGUACUAGAUGAAGCAGAUGAGAUGUUGAACUUAGGUUUUACACAUGACAUAGAAAGAAUAUUAAGUACAAUAAAUUUAAAAAGUGCUCAAGUAUUACUAUACUCAGCAACAACACCUUCAUGGAUUAAAGAUGUUUCUUCAAAAUAUUUGAAGAACCCAUUUUUUAUAGAUGUAGUGGAUUCAUCAAAUAAGACAUCUAAAAAUAUUAAACACAUUGCUAUAAAAACACCAUAUGAUAUAAAAGAAAAAGCAUUAUUACUAGAAGAUAUUAUACUUGUUAAAUCUAAUGGAGGACAAGUCAUCAUAUUCACCAGGACUAAGUUAGAAGCAGACAUCUUAUGUUCAGAAGGAUCAUUUAAAUCUCUAUCCUUUGCCGUUUUACAUGGAAAUAUAGCUCAGACAACAAGAGAACAUACUAUGCAAAGAUUUAGACAAGGUAUGUUUCAAAUUUUAAUUGCUACUGAUAUUGCAUCAAGGGGGUUAGAUAUAAGUAACGUCGAUUUAGUUAUUCAAUGUUUUCCACCAAAUUAUUCUGCUAUAUAUAUACAUAGAGCUGGAAGAACUGGAAGAGCAAAUAAAAAAGGUAUAUCUGUUGUUUUAUAUUCAAAUGAAGAUAAACAAGAUUUAUUAAAAAUUGAGAAAAGUUGUGGUAUUAAUUUUAUAGUAGAACAACUUCCAAAGAACGAGGAUGUUUUCCUUUCUGCAUCAACUAUAGCAUCAAAAAAAAUUGAAAAUGUAAACACAGAUGUAUUACCAUUUUUUCAUCAAACAGCUCAUGAAUUAAUACAUAGAUGUAAUUCUUUACAUAUAGAUCAAAUAGAAUUAAUAGCUAGAUGUCUAGCCAUUAUUUCAAAAAAAGAACAUAUAAAAAAAAGAUCAUUAAUAAAUGGAUUAUCUGAAACAGUUACAUUAACAUUUGUCAAUAAAAAUAGAAAAUGGAAAAAUGAAGACGAUAUUAUCUAUUGGAUAAAUAAAAUUUCUAAUGAACUAAAUGUUAAUACAUUUAAUAAAAUUUUACAAGUUAAGAUUGACAAUAAAGAUAGAUCUUCAUCCUAUUUUGAUCUCAAUGAAAAUUUAGCAGAAUUAUUUCUUCAAAAUUUUAAAAAUAUGUCCAAAUUGGAGCAUCGAAAAAUGUUCGAUUUGGCCAUUACGCAAAAUUUACCUGAACAUGUUAAUGUAACUUCUGAUUUUACACCCUCCACCAGAUAUCAGCACAGGAGAAGAAACUACUCCUAUAGAAGGAGGUCCUCCUACUACUGA